CUUCCUAUGUAUCACGUGACGAUCGCUGCACUGUGCAGACUGGGAUACAAUUCAUCUGCAAACACCGGGACAGCACGGGAAUCAUAGCCCAAUGGCUGUCAUGUGACCGGAGGCAGGACACGCCCCCUCGCCGGUAGAGAAGUCGGGUCGGUUGUGUGCUGGACCAUGUAACUAAUGUGACACCUGAAGCGAUGGAGUGGGCGGAUAACAGGCAUGACAGAAGAAGUGCCCGUGCUAGAAUAUGGGCCAAAUGCUGCUCCUGGGAAGCAUUAAAAAGGACAUUCCCAUUCAUGUGCUGGCUACCUCAGUAUUCUUUACAUUGGAUGCAACUUGACAUUAUUGCUGGAUUUACAGUUGGACUGACUGUAGUACCCCAGGCACUUGCCUAUGCGGAGGUUGCUGAGCUACCUGUAGAGUUUGGACUCUAUUCUUCCUAUGUCGGCUGCUUUGUUUACUGCCUUUUCGGGACAUCCAAAGAUGUAACAUUAGGCCCCACUGCCAUUAUGUCCCUUCUUGUGUUUGUCUACACAUCUGGAGAUGUAUCAAAGGCUAUUCUCCUGGCUUUCCUAUCUGGUUGCAUACAACUGGCCAUGGGGAUUUUGAAGUUUGGUUUCCUAUUGGAUUUCAUUUCAUACCCUGUAAUCAAAGCCUUUACUUCAGCUGCGGCUGUCACCAUUGGUUUUAGCCAAGUCAAGAAUCUUCUAGGUCUAAAGGAUAUUCCUCGUCAAUUUGUCUUACAAGUUUAUGAGACUUUUCACAAGCUUCCAUCCAUCAGACUUGGUGAUGCCGUUCUUGGUUUUCUUUGCAUCGCCUUUCUUUUGGCACUGAAAUUCAUGAAAGAUCAUUUUCCAAGGGUAUAUAGAGGAAUGCCAAGAUGCUAUCGGCUCUGCUACAUCAUUGUUUGGGUAACUACAACAGCCAGAAAUGCGAUUGUGGUAGUCGCUGCAGGUCUGGUGGCCUACUCUUUCCAUGUGAUGGGUUUACAUCCUUUCAUCCUUACUGGAAAGACCGCCGAAGGUCUCCCCGAGUUCCAUCUGCCCCCUUUCUCAGAGAAGACUGACAACCGCACCGUCUCAUUCAGUGAAAUGGUUCAGGAUAUCGGACCUGGACUUUUUAUCAUUCCAAUGAUGGGCUUGUUGGAAAGUGUAGCCAUUGCACGAGCUUUUGCUUCUCAGAAUAACUACAGAAUCAACACAAACCAGGAGCUGCUUGCAAUAGGUCUCACAAAUUUUUUGGGCUCCUUUCUCUCUGCGUAUCCUGUUACAGGAAGCUUUGGGAGAACAGCGCUUAAUUCUCAGACUGGAGUGUAUACACCGGCAGGGGGCAUCCUAACCGGGCUGCUGGUGUUAUUUUCACUUGGAUACCUGACUCCUUUAUUCUUCUACAUUCCCAAAGCGGCUCUCGCUGCAGUUAUAAUCUGUGCUGUAGCUCCUAUGUUUGACUUGGGAAUCUGCAAAACAUUGUGGAAAGUCAAAAAAAUAGACUUGCUUCCUUUCUUGGCCACCUUUCUUGUCUCAUUCUGGGAAAUUCAGUAUGGGAUCCUUGUUGGCAUCCUUGUGUCAAUGUUCAUACUUUGCUAUUCAGUUGCAAGACCCAAGAUAAAGGUAAUUGAUCCAAAUAGUGUAACAUUGAUGAUCAUGAGUGGUCUUAGUUUCCCAUCUGUGGAAUAUUUGAGAGAUGCUAUUUAUGAAAAAGUAUUUACAGAUUCCAUGCUGCACUCGGUAGUCCUGGAUUUUACUCAUGUAAGUGUUCUGGAUUAUACUGUUGUGAUGGCUCUUUGUGAACUACAUCAUGAAUUCCAGUCACAGGGGAAGUCUCUGCUAUUUUCAGGACUGCAGCCUGACAUUCUUCAGAUCUUAUUGGCAGCAAAUUUUAAAGACUUUCAGCAUCCUCGGAGCAUGACAACAGCAAAUGACCUGUAUGAAGAUGGAAGCAUACAGCCCUUACUCCACAAUGAUCCUACAGUUUCAUCCUAGGUGUGAUUUUGAUAUUGCCCACACCUGUUACUUGCCCCAGAGCGAAGCUGUUGGGAAGAAAUGAGAGCACCCUGACUACAGUGACUUGUCUAAAAUAGACUUCAAUGACUUUCUACUUGACUGGAUUUCUAGUUCCUCUCUGAUGUUCAGAACACAAAUACCUAGAGGAUUGAAUCUCCAGGAAAAGGAUACACAGCCUUGAUGGUAACAAGAGCUGACAAAAAUGUGCAAUGAUGAAACAAUUGUUUUUAACUCUUAAUUUUGUUACUUUCAAAUAAUAAAAAAACAAAACAAAAGAAAAACACCUAUGAUUCCCAAAAUGUAUUAGAUCUUAAAGUGAUUAUCCCAAGAUUAAAAGUUUUCCAGGAUAAAUAGCCGAUCGGUCUGAGUGAUUGGAGUGUAAGCACACAUGCUCGGCCCACUUCUCCAAUCGAUGCCUGUAGGACUUUGGGACAUUGCUGUGAUCAGCAAUGUUCGGAACAUUAUUACAGUGAUGUGAAGUUACCCAAAGGUGAACACACUUUAUUUAUCAGAUCAAAUCCAUUGGUUGCAUCUUAUUGAUAAUGGGUCGUAACAGAAAACUAAACGUGAUAAAAAACGUUCCCGAAAGAAAGAGAAGAUUGGACACCUAAAUCCUCAACUUACAUUGAUCUGUGGAUCACAUUUCUUCCUGUUCACAUGUGGCAAUUAGACUGGAUUAAGACCCCAUAAAGGAUAUAAUGCAUUUACAUCUCAUUAAACUUUUCCUUCUGAGGGCUCGUUCACACGGGCGGAUCCACAGCGUAUUUUACGCUGCGGAUCAAAGCAGACGAUGGACCCUGCCGCUACACUGUGCGCAUGCGCAGUAUACUCACACAUCGCGGCGGCGCUCGGCCUAGCUCAGGGAGCAGGGGGAGCGGCCACGAUGUGUGAGAGUACAGCAGUGUGUCUGCUCAUAGUGGUCCAUCGUCGGCGGAUCAGUUCAUGUGAACGAGCCCUAAGGGGAUGUUCCCAUGUGCCGUAUUUUGCUGCGUAUUUUCCUACCCAUUAAAGUCAAUAGGAAACAAAAUCAGCUGGGUAUUUUGCUACCCAUUGACUUCAGUGGGAAAGAAAAUAUGCAGCACAAAUACACAGCACAAUACGGCAUGUGGGAACUAUGUAACGUCACAACUUUUCCAGUAUGGUCACUUUUAUCAAUUUACCCUUUGCUUCUGCAGCUGCUCUCUUGCCUUUUGUGUGAACAGUAUACUGAACACCAUUUGUAUUCACUCUUUAUAUAUUUAUUCAGAUUAAAGGGUUAAUCCGCUCCCCAGCAUCCGGAACAUUGAGUUCCGAACGCUGUGUGCGGGCUUCCAUGUUAACGCCCGCCCCCUCGUGAUGUCACGGCCUGCCUCCUCAUUGAAAGUCUAUGGGAAGGGGGAUCGACGGCCGUCACGCCCCCUCCCAUAGACUUGCAUUGAUGGGGCGGUGAGUGACUUCACAUGACUGGAGGUGAGGUCACGAGGGGGCGGGCGUGAACACGGAAGCCCGCACACAGCAUUCAGAAAUGUUCAGGAAGCUGGGUAGUGGAGUGACCCUUUAACCAUGUUGCCUCUGACUCUCUCUUCUCAUGGAGGUUCUCCAUGCCCCUUAUCAGCUCUCUUUUAAGUAGUAAGAUGGUUACGGUCUGGAAAAAGUAAAUGCCAAUGUAAUAUACCACAGUAGCUUACCGGCCUUAGAAACUGCUAAUUUGUAUUAAAAGGUGCUAUUUAAUCUUUGUUCUACCAGUAAACACACGGGGAGAUCUACUAAAGUCCUGCAUUUUAUUUGCAGGUCGUAGGGAAAUUGAAAUAGGAUGCAGCAAACUAAUUUCGAGGAUCUGAGUAAAUUUCUUACAUCUAUGGCUCUGCAUGUGCUACGCAGUGGGACCCUCCGCACAGGGACACAGUUUUCUGUUUUACAGCCCACUCCCAUCCAUUCCAUGCCCACUACCCUCUGCCAGGGGGAUGGGGACACAGCUUCUCACCACAUCUCCCUGCCGCUCAGACAAACCAAACUGUGGAGCACCGAGAACUUUCUCCCACCUGCCCGCGCCACACAUCUAGCAUCUGCCCACUACCAGUAGCAAGACUACAACUCCCACUGCAUGCCCUUACAGUGAUGAAAUGAUGGGGACUGUAGUGUUGCAAUGGGUAGCUGACGGAUGGUGGAUGUUCUUCAGAUCUAUAAAUAGCUACAUAGUUUGUAAGGUUGGGAAAAAGAAAAAAGUCUAUAAAGUUCAACUGACAAACCUUACUGCUAGAGAUGAGCGAACUUAUAAAUUCGAUUCGUCACGAAGUUCUCGGCUCGGCAGUUGAUGGCUUAUCCUGCAUAAAUUAGUUCAGCUUUCAGGUGCUUCAGUGGGCUGG
Hyla sarda is the source of this 4342-nucleotide messenger RNA. RefSeq names its product solute carrier family 26 member 11 (gene SLC26A11). NCBI's taxonomy places the organism in Eukaryota, Metazoa, Chordata, Amphibia, Anura, Hylidae. The transcript is spliced from 19 exons. Bases 192 to 1976 code for a protein of 594 amino acids. The record is from RefSeq and is a predicted model, not a curated record. Gene Ontology annotation, biological process: transmembrane transport. Gene Ontology annotation, molecular function: secondary active sulfate transmembrane transporter activity. Gene Ontology annotation, cellular component: membrane.